Messenger RNA from Osmerus eperlanus (European smelt), 3240 nucleotides. RefSeq names its product GRB2-associated-binding protein 1-like. Gene Ontology annotation, molecular function: signaling adaptor activity. Gene Ontology annotation, cellular component: cytoplasm. The record is from RefSeq and is a predicted model, not a curated record. Gene Ontology annotation, biological process: signal transduction. NCBI's taxonomy places the organism in Eukaryota, Metazoa, Chordata, Actinopteri, Osmeriformes, Osmeridae.
CCGCCUCCGGGGUUUCUCUGGAGACAGACUGAUUAGGCUGAAGGUUGGAGAGAGAGGGAGGAGUGGAAGAGAAAUAACCUCAUCCGUCAGUGAUGGAGUGACAGGAGAGAGAGAUGUUGUCUUCACUUCAAAGUUGUGGACACGCGCGCUAGCCUCAGAUUUUGAGAGAACACUAUUGUACAAGUACCAUAACGGAGCACGGACGUCCGUGUUUCUGGAGAAUGUUCUGACCGACUCCGCGCGCACAGUCUAUCCCGGGGUGGGAUUAUCCCUCGGGAAUCCGCGAGACAUAACAGACCGAUCAAACCAACACACCAGGAUCGUUUAUCGAUUUGGCCGAUUUUUACGUGUCACAUUCGCUGACUCGAGCGGUCAUCCACGGAUCGGUAGAAAAGUGAUCUCCUGUGAAUCAGAAGAUGAGCGGAGGAGAGGUAGUGUGCGUCGGAUGGCUUCGAAAGUCUCCACCAGAGAAAAAGUUACGUCGCUACGCGUGGAAGAGGCGCUGGUUCGUCCUGAAAAGUGGCCGUCUGACCGGAGACCCGGACGUUCUAGAAUACUACAAACACGACCACGCCCGCAAGCCCAUCCGCUCCAUCAACCUGCACCUGUGUGAACAGGUGGAUGCAGGUCUCUCCUUCUCCAACAAGGAUCUGCAGAGCAGCCAUGUGUUUGACCUGAGGACCAGUGAGAGGGUGUUCUAUCUGGUGUCUGACAGCCAGGAGGACAUGCAGCGCUGGGUCAGCGCUAUCUGUGAGCUGUGUGGCUUCAACCCGACUGACGACGUUACGACAGCGCACACUCCUGUCACCAUGGCUACAGCAGCCCACACACCCGUCACCACGGCGACUGAGCCAGCCCCGCCCCCCUACCAGCCGGUGAGCGUGAGACACCUGGAGACCAGCAGCAGCACAGAGGAUUACCUGUGGCUGUCCCACUGCCAGAGCAGGCCUCCUAUUGGUUCCUGCCAGUCUACAUCAUCAGAGGACUGCAAUGACAGCUUCCCUUCCCCAAGGCCCACCGCCUCGUCCUCCUCCUCCUCCUCCUCCCCCUCCUCCCUCGCCAACGGCCUCCCCCCUCACCCACACUCUGCCUCCGCCCCCUGGACCGUCGCCACGGUUCAGGGGGGAUCACAGGACUUCACUCCCGCCCCUGAGCCAAUCAGGACCAGUAUCAGAGGUCACCCCUCCCCCCACCCCAGGAAGUACUCCCUGGAGAUGCAGGUUCACCCUGGGUCCCUGUCGCUCUGCAGCCACGCCCUCCCUCCAGCAGGGGGCUCCAGCUGCAGCCCCACCUACCAGGUCCCACGGCCCUCUGCCACCCCCACCUCCCACAGCCCCGACCUGGGGGACGCCCCCUCUGCCGGCCCCCUGCCCCCGCCACGCCCGCCCAAGCCCCUGGGCCCAGGAGAGGGAUGUGUUCCCCGCUCCACCUCAGAGCCAGAGAGGAGCUAUGGAGGAGGAGGAGGUAACAUGGGAAUCAAAACAAUGCGCAGUAACACUAUCAGCACUGUGGGCUGUACACACACAGCGCUCCAGGAGGGUUAUCCAGCUCCCAGGUCGUUCUCUGAGAGAGCCAGCAUGUUUGAGUUCAGUGAGAGUUUCAACAGCUAUUUUAUGAACAAGGGCAUGGUGCCGGUGGAGGGUGGGUACACGGAUGAAGAGGCAGAUGAAAACUACGUUCCCAUGAGCGCCACAGGCGACCCCCCUCUGGCCCCCCCCCUCCAGGACCCAAACUAUGUUGCCAUGACGUCCGGCCCCCCUGAGCUGCCCUCCCUGGGGCGUCAGGUCCCCCCCCCCGCCCACCUGGGGUUUCGCACCUCCCCCCUCACCCCCCUCACCCCCCCUGCACGCAAACACACCACAGGGAGCCUGCGUGCAGGGGGGGUCCUGCCCCCUCCCAUCCUUCGUAACCUCAAACCACAACGCAAAGGUGUGGUUACCUGUGUUUUCCCGGUACGACCCAAACCCCUGGGUCUGGAGAGAACAGACUCUCAGACCAUAGGAGAGUUCUCACGGCAACGCAAGGCCAGACCAGCUCCUCUGGACAUCCGUCCUCUGCAGGAAUGGGAGGAGGUUCCCCCUCCAGUCCGCUCCCCUGUCACACGCACAUUCACCCGAGAUCCCUCCAGGUUUCCUGUCUCCUCAGGAAGACCCUCCUCCACUCAGAGCUCCGCCUCCAGUUCAGACUCUGACGACCCCGACGACAACUACGUCUCCAUGACAACCUCUAGCCUCAACCUCAGUGGAGACGAGCCGUCCCUGAGGCUGAUGGUGCACCAUACCUCAGACGGAGGCAGCAGCCAGCAGGUCAGAAGACACAAGCAGGUGGAGUACCUGGACCUGGACCUGUACCCCGGACACACACACCCUGCACCUCAGCGUAGCCCCGGGGGGAGUGACGAGCGUGCACGUGAGCGUGCUCGUGAGCGUGCACGUGAGCGGGUGGACUACGUGGUGGUGGACCCAGAACGCACCAAGGCUCUGAGGAGCACCAGGGAGGCCUGGCAUGACGGGAGGCAGUCCAGCGAGAAAUAACACACACACACUCACAUCAUACACACCCUAACACACACAUCUACACACUUACACACAAUAACACACACUUCAUACACACACUAAUACACACUUUCACACACACUACACACUACACACACUCACAUUCAGAAAAGCCACACACACAUACAAGCUAUCAUUCAAAUACACACACAUUUACACAAAAACCAUGACUUUCACUCAAACAUGAACAUGCACACACACACAAAAGUCACUAACUUUCAAACACACACCUACACACAUAUUAAAAAUACUUUCAAAAGCACAUGUAUACACACACCCACACACAUACUUUUAUCAGUGUGAUAUCUCCAUAAUUUAGACACCAGCAUGUGUUAAGUAAUGUGAUUAUUACAUCUGUGUGUGUGUAGCUACAGUAGGGUGGUGUGUGUGUGUGUGUGAGAGAGUGUGUGUGUGUGUGUGUGUGUGUGUGUGAGUGUGCAGCUACAGCAGAUGAAUGUGCAUAGCUAAAGUAGAUGUGUGCGUGUAGCUACAGUGAAUGUGUGUGUGUGGAUACAGUGAAUGUGUGUGUGUGGAUACAGUGAAUGUGUGUGUGUGGAUACAGUGAAUGUGUGUGUGUGUGGAUACAGUGAAUGUGUGUGUGUGGAUACACUUUUCUGAAUGUAUGUUAAAUAGGCCUGUUGAUCAAACUGGACUGCUGCAGUCACUGUUUACUCAAUAAACACAA